CAGGUGCUGGGCCUUACUGCAUCGGUGGUGAACAAUGAAAAAAAGAAAAAUCCACUGGAGACGACAUUGCGUCGGCUAGAGGAACUCAUGCGGGCCCGCCUGAUCACCUCCGAGGACAGCUCUAUCGCUGCUGUAAUGGGAAGGAGGGAUCGGAGGACUAUCACCUUCACACCUGGUGGAUCUCAGGCUCUUGCCGGCGAGCCCUACUACCAGUUCAAUCAGGCCUUAGCAGAGGGAGUCAAGACCCUGUCUGCGUGA
Dibothriocephalus latus is the source of this 258-nucleotide messenger RNA. The record is from the annotation of a GenBank genome assembly. NCBI's taxonomy places the organism in Eukaryota, Metazoa, Platyhelminthes, Cestoda, Diphyllobothriidea, Diphyllobothriidae.